CAGUGAAGAAGAAGACACGCUGACAAAUCUCAGAUCGGUGGCGAAGCUGCCUGCAUCAUCCGCCGACCGAGCCAGGAACCGCCGAGCAGAACCGGAGGAAAAAAAUGGCGUUCACAUUCGCGGCCUUUUGUUACAUGCUCGCUCUGCUGCUCACGGCGGCGCUUAUCUUCUUCGCUAUCUGGCACAUAAUAGCAUUUGAUGAGCUGAAGACUGACUACAAGAAUCCUAUAGAUCAGUGUAACACUUUAAAUCCGCUGGUGCUCCCAGAGUAUCUCAUCCAUUUCUUCUUCUGCGUGAUGUUCUUUUGCGCGGCCGAGUGGCUCACCCUCUGUCUCAACUUACCACUGCUGGCUUAUCAUGUCUGGAGGUAUAUGAGCAGACCUGUGAUGAGCUGUCCAGGACUCUACGACCCAACAACCAUCAUGAAUGCUGACAUCCUGGCGUUCUGUCAAAAAGAAGGCUGGUGCAAACUGGCUUUCUACCUGCUGUCAUUCUUCUACUAUCUCUACGGGAUGAUUUAUGUUCUUGUGAGCUCUUAAACCAGAUGAUGAAGGAAAAGGACCUGCAUGAACCGUAGACGACCAGACACUAUGAUCUUAGUGCUGGAACACUGAACCUGCUGGAGACCAUCGUUCAGCAACACAAGACGCCAUUUCUAGCGGACGAACUCUCGACCCCCACACACACAGCGCAGAGUGUCAUUUCGGAAACAUUUAGCCCGUUUAAAGAGAAUAUCUCGGUCGCAGCGUUCUUCUCAUAGCACUAUAGUUUAAAUUUUAUGGAAAACGAGGACAAACCUGAAUGGACAAGUUUUGUUUUUCUUUUCUCUUUUUUUUAUUUUUAAUCGUGUGAUUUUUGACGCUUGGGAUUUAAAUAAAGUUUUUUUUUUUCAUCUUGUUUCCCAACUUUUGAGUGUUUACAAGUUUAGGUAGACAUUUUCAGGUGUGCAUUAUCUGUGAGAAUCUGAGCUGUGUGCUGAACUGCAUUAGCUUUUCCUGUGAAUUAGACUCUGGGCUUUGACGGCAAAUUUAUACCUGCAACGUGACUCAUCAUCAUCACUAAAAACAAACAGUCAAAUGCAAACUAGACUUCUGUUAUUGCUCACAGAUGCUAAAGGUCUUUAAAUGGAUGUUUGGGGACUUGAAGGUGCAGUUUUGUACAGCGAGGGCUGAAGUGCAUGGGUUAUUAUCACUUAGUGAAACGUGUUGCACAGGGACAAUCAUUAUCUGGUUGUCACGACAUCAGUUUUCAAACUCUCUGAUGUAUUGUUUCCAUACUUCAGACUUAUCUAUCAUCACAUUGACGUCAUGUAAUCCCUGUUGAAAUCAAUGGCAAUUUUUGUUUUCUUAAGUGUGACUUCAGAGUAGGCAGCGAUGUGUACGUGACCUGUAUUUCUGUAGAAUCGCCCCCGCAGCUAUCGAUAAAUUAAAAAGGUAGACUCAACAGUACAAUAAUAAACUCAGCAUAAGGGAGCAACAGCACCUUGUUAUUCUGCGUUUGAGCUUUAGUAGGACUCUGCUGAUGUGCCAUACUGUUGAAUGUACCUUUUCAAAUUCCUUAACUGUUUUUGUCGUCUGUGCAUUUUGUUCAUUUAAGCACCAAAUAUUCCACAGCAUUAGGAACACCAGUGUUUAUUUAUUCAAUGUUUUUACUUUUCAGUGUCUCCAAGAUAUCAAACACUCCUCGCAGUGUCGACUCACUUCCAGAAAUCAAAUCUGGAGAAAUGUUUGUUGUUUUUUUAGAGUCAAGGCCAUUAGACAAAAGUUUUCAGAAAUACUGGAGUAUUUAUUGCCAUUUUCAAAUGUGUACAUUUAUCAGGGAAAGGGAUGGUCUUUGGACAUCUGACACAGGUAACAUUGAACAUUUUUAUGUAUUAGAUCCCAUCCUGUCACAUCUAGGCAAUGACAACUUGAGUUUAUUUGAAUCUAAAUAAAAACUAUCCCACUCUUA
This is a messenger RNA of Epinephelus fuscoguttatus (brown-marbled grouper), 1950 nucleotides long. RefSeq names its product cornichon family AMPA receptor auxiliary protein 1 (gene cnih1). The record is from RefSeq and is a predicted model, not a curated record. NCBI's taxonomy places the organism in Eukaryota, Metazoa, Chordata, Actinopteri, Perciformes, Serranidae. The transcript has 5 exons. Gene Ontology annotation, biological process: vesicle-mediated transport. Bases 105 to 539 code for a protein of 144 amino acids.